AUGGACGGUGCCUUUGAUCUGCUUCACUACGGACAUAUGAAUGCGUUUCGUCUUGGUCGUUCACUUGGAACACACCUGGUGGUCGGAGUCAACUCGGACGAGUCUAUCAGCCAAUGCAAAGGGCCUCCCCUCAUGAACGACGAGGAACGGAUGACCAUGGUUAGUGCUUGCAAGUUUGUCGACGAAAUCUUGCCCAAUUGUCCAUACAUUAUGAAUCGCGAAUAUUUAGACUACGUUAUUGAAACGUACAAGAUCGAUUACGUCAUUCAUGGUGACGACCCGUGCAUCGUGGACGGUAAAGAUGUAUAUGCCGCCGCCAAGGAAGCCGGAAAGUACAGGGGAAUUCCACGAACGGAAGGAGUUUCCACUACCGACAUUGUCGGCCGUAUGCUCCUCAUGACCAAGGAACACCACUAUCACAACGAGACUUCCUCGAUCGACGAACGAGACGAUGAGGUGCCAAAAUCUCCUGGAAGUUCGCGGGAGUGGCUCGGGCGACAAUCCAAAUUUUUGACGACUAGUCGUAUGCUGCAAUUAUUCAGUGCCGACGUACAGGCACCCACACCACACAUGCGGGUUGUUUACAUCGAUGGAGCCUGGGACUUAUUUCACCCUGGCCACGUGGCGAUCCUGAGAGCUGCUCGUGAACGUGGUGAUUAUCUAAUUGUCGGUAUUCACGGUGAUGCCACCGUCAAUCGCGUUCGGGGAAUGAACUUGCCACUCAUGAAUUUGCAUGAACGCGUACUCAGUGUUUUGGGUUGCCGAUUCGCUGACGACGUUCUGAUUGACGCACCGUAUGAUGUCUCCAUGGAAAUGAUUGCCUCACUUAAUAUUUCGGAAGUCGUCGGUACCAACGAUCACGACAUUGGUGAAUUUGAGAUGAAAUCACAGACGCAUCGGUACCGGCAUGCGGAACAAGCUGGGUUAUUGCAUUUGAUGGACAUUCCGAGCAAAUUUAACAUGGGACGAAUUGUGGAACGCAUCCAACGCAAUCAGGAAGCCUACCAAGCCAAAUUUGAACGGAAAAUGGCAGCAGAGCGAGAAUUCUAUGAGCAGAAGCGCGCCAGUGAAUACGAUGCGGCCUUUCAUGAAGGAAGAGUAACUUUUGUGAGCUAG
Phaeodactylum tricornutum CCAP 1055/1 is the source of this 1116-nucleotide messenger RNA. RefSeq lists its product with no specific name. Lineage: Eukaryota; Bacillariophyta; Bacillariophyceae; Surirellales; Neidiaceae. Gene Ontology annotation, molecular function: ethanolamine-phosphate cytidylyltransferase activity. The transcript has 2 exons. Gene Ontology annotation, cellular component: cytoplasm. Gene Ontology annotation, biological process: phosphatidylethanolamine biosynthetic process. The record is from RefSeq and is a predicted model, not a curated record. Bases 1 to 1116 code for a protein of 371 amino acids.